This is a messenger RNA of Tribolium castaneum (red flour beetle), 2256 nucleotides long. RefSeq lists its product as uncharacterized. The coding region runs from base 1 to 2166 and encodes 721 amino acids. Gene Ontology annotation, molecular function: protein kinase activity; phosphatidylinositol binding; ATP binding. NCBI's taxonomy places the organism in Eukaryota, Metazoa, Arthropoda, Insecta, Coleoptera, Tenebrionidae. The transcript has 10 exons. Gene Ontology annotation, biological process: protein phosphorylation. The record is from RefSeq and is a predicted model, not a curated record.
AUGUCAAAGCGACAUAACCUGAAAUCAGCUGUUCGCUGUCACUUUGACAGCCGCCUUAUCGCUAGCAAAAAAUGUGAAAUUUUAUCAAAAAGUCAAAAAAUGGUGUCGAAUGGUGACAACUGGGUCCGCAUUUUUGAUAUCCCUGAUAUCAGCAAGCACCGGAAGGGCUUUACCAUCUACAAAGUCAUCUCAAUGCUUUAUCCCGAGUCUUGCCCCGACGCGAUAACAAAAAUUACCGUCUGGAAACGUUUCAAUGACUUUAAGAAGCUCCACCGCGAAAUCAAAGUCUUGCACAAUAAAUUGAACAUCAAAGAGAAGUUCCCUAGUUUGCCCACCUCCACCUACUUCAAAAGGUUUAGUGACGAGACUGUGCAGGAGAGAAGACAGAGCAUUUUGAAUUUUUUGGAAUACGUCGGUUAUCACUCUCAGUUGUUCACUUCAAGCGAGUUUGUUAAGUUCUUUGAAACGAGUCACACGCCUGUUGACCAACUGAACGGUAAUAUUAAUGCAAUUAGAGCCGAUUUAAACUUACCUGAGGACCCUGAAUAUUGCAUAGCCAACUCUGAUGAUGAUCGCACGAUCAGCGAUACUGAUUCAGUAACAACAAAUAGCGAUUUUUUUGCCGAUUCUGUGCCUCAAAAAACCCUCUCUAAAUCCCGUUUAAGCCUCAGCCACUCGCACCAAUCCAAAAAUUCUGAUAACAUAAGUAUAUCCACGACCACUGACAGUAUAACACUAUUGGACGGUCAGAUUUAUCCAACGCCUCCCAAUACUCCCAGUUGUGCCGAGAAUUAUGCACAAUAUAUCAUAGACGCUUCAAUUCACGUAAAUAUUGCCACGGAAUUAGAAAACGAAAAGAAAUAUGAGGACGCUUUCACGGCUUAUAAAACCGCAAUUGAUAUUUUGCUGAAAUAUGGGAAAGACGAUAAAAAUUACGAUAGGAGACAAAUAGUGAGGUACAAAACUGAUAAAUAUUUACUGAGGGCCGAAAAAAUUUAUAACAUGCAUUUGGCCCCCGAAGUGCAAAGUCUGAAGCGAAUUACCGAAUCGGAGGAAAACGGCCAAAACGCCGAUCAAUACGUGCAACGACCCAUAUCCGACUUAUACAAAUAUAAAGUGGUCCGUGUUAUAGCCUCCGGAAUGUUGGUUUUGCAUUCCGAGCUCCAGCAACUCUUUUAUAUUAAAGUUAUACACAAGACUAUGAAAUUUCUGAACGACAACUUGAUUUUGCCCGAGAACGUGCCUUACAUGGUUAAGUUGUGCAAUUAUUACAAUUGCGAAAACGCCUUGUUUUUAGUGUUAGAGUACUGUAGCGGUAAAGCACUAUGGGAUUACGUGAAGUGCAGGUCUGAGGACCCUUCUGAUAUUUUUUACCCGAAUGAGGCGCAAAUCCUGCGCCAAGUGCACGAUAUGGAUCUUUCCGAUCCGGAAUCGGAGCAUAGUUACAGCGAUUUAAUCAACGAUUACGCAAGCAACAAAGGCAAAAACUCGACAAAAUGCGACGACGACGACGAUGAUUACGUGAAAGUCGAUCCGGGCUUUAAUAGAAACUUAAUGGACGAACCUGUCCCGUCCAAACUCCCCGAUUUAUUAAGAAAAUCAUCACGGAAGUUCAGCGAAAUGUCGAGCUUCGACGACUUGGAUCUGGCACAAAGUCUCCUCAUUCCACACGAGAACAUCGUCAAGUGGGCGGCGCAACUCCUACUAGCGUUGGAGAAAGUGCACGCCUUGGGAGUUGUGUGCCACGACUUGCAGUCUCGCAAUUUGUUAAUUGACGACGAGGGCGACCUGGUGCUCACCUACAUGUGUAACGUGAACGACGUUUUUGCCCCAGAAAGUUUACAAAACGUAGCACCGGAAAUUUUUUCUUUCGAACCGGUUACAACCGCCGCCGAUUGGUGGUGUUAUGGCGCUAUUUUGUACGAACUUUUGGUCGGAAUGCCUUUGUCAGAAAUUUAUCCAGAAGGGUUAACGAGUCAUACAGUUUUGAAAGUUCCCAAAUAUGUGUCACCAGAAGGGCGGUCUUUGUUGAGGCAACUUUUGACGUUUGAGCCGCAAAAACGGCUAGGUUUUGGGGCCAAUGGUCCAGAAAAUUUAAAAUCGCAUCCGUUUUUUCAUUCAGUUGAUUGGGAACAAUUGCUUUCAAAGUACAAUUUUAAAGUCUGAUUUUGUUAAGUGUUCAGUAUUUAGGUGCGUUGCUUAUUACAUUCCACGUGUUUUGUUGCUUUUGUACUAAAUAAAGUUUUGUUAUCUAUA